AUGAGCCUGACCCCGCCGCCCCGGUCCCCGCGGCCCGGCCUGGCUGCGCCCCACGGGGGCCCGCCGACGAUCUCGCCAGUAGUGGAGCUGAACGUGGGGGGUGAGUUCUACACCACCACAGUGAGCACCCUGAGAAAACUCCCGGGCUCAAAGCUGGCAGAGAUGUUCUCCAGCUCAGCCAAGGCCUGCAUGGAUUCGGAGGGACGCUUCUUCAUCGAUCGCCCAGGCACCCAUUUUGGACCCAUCCUCGACUUCCUGCGCAGCGGGCAGCUACCCACCCAGCACAUCCCUGAGGUGUACAGGGAAGCCCAGUUCUACGAAAUCAAGCCUUUGGUCAAGCUCCUGGAGGAUACUCCAAAGAUCUUCGGAGAGCAGGUGGCUCGGAAGCAGUUUCUGCUGCGGGUUCCAGACUACAGUGAGAACCUAGAGCUCAUGGUGCGCCUGGCGCGCGCAGAGGCCGUGGCGGCCCGCAGCUCCAGAGUGCUGGUGUGCGCUGUGCGCAAGGAAGAGGAUGCUAUGCACUGCGUCGAUACCCUGCGUACCCUGGAGGCCAACAAGACGUCAGUGGUCAAGUUCGGGCCCUGGAAGGCUGCGCCAGACAUCAAGGACCUCCUGGACUGUGUAAAGAUGGACAUUGAAGCCAAGGGGUACCAGGUAUCUUAUGAGUACAACUCAUACUGGGGCAAGGCAGCCAAUUACUUCUGUACUUUCUUCUUCAGCUGGUGGUGA
Messenger RNA from Elephantulus edwardii (Cape elephant shrew), 729 nucleotides. RefSeq names its product potassium channel tetramerization domain containing 14 (gene KCTD14). Gene Ontology annotation, molecular function: protein binding. The record is from RefSeq and is a predicted model, not a curated record. The transcript is spliced from 2 exons. Gene Ontology annotation, biological process: protein homooligomerization. The coding region runs from base 1 to 729 and encodes 242 amino acids. Lineage: Eukaryota; Metazoa; Chordata; Mammalia; Macroscelidea; Macroscelididae.